Messenger RNA from Fusarium tjaetaba, 1218 nucleotides. RefSeq names its product 5-methyltetrahydropteroyltriglutamate-homocysteine methyltransferase. Bases 1 to 1218 code for a protein of 405 amino acids. NCBI's taxonomy places the organism in Eukaryota, Fungi, Ascomycota, Sordariomycetes, Hypocreales, Nectriaceae. The transcript is spliced from 2 exons. The record is from RefSeq and is a predicted model, not a curated record. Gene Ontology annotation, molecular function: zinc ion binding; 5-methyltetrahydropteroyltriglutamate-homocysteine S-methyltransferase activity.
AUGGCACCCACUCUUAAACCUUUCCGCGCUGAGCAUAUGGGCUCUUUGCUCCGACCUCAAGCUCUUCUUGACGUCAGAGAGCAGAUCCGUGAGAAGGGUCUUAGCCCCGAGAACGCCGGCCUUGAGACUGUGGAGAACGAUGCUGUUAAGGAUGUUGUCAAGAUGCAGCAAGAUCUAGGCUUCAAGGCCGUGACCAGCGGCGAGUUCACCCGUACUCGCUUCUGGGGUCUUAUGUGGGACGAGUUCGAGGGAACGACCCAGCUUUCUGAUGCUGAUGCCUCCAUGUUCCGGCUUUACCACCCUGACGUGGUCAGCUUGAUCGAGACUGAUCGCCAGGUCAUGCCUGGAGAGUCAGUCAUUGCUGGUGGAAAGCUUUCCCACAGCCCUGAGAAGUCUGUUUCGAACCUUCAUGAGCUGAAGCUCGUUCAAAAUUUUGUGCCAAAGGAGGAUUGGGCUUCCAUCAAGCUUACUAUGAUUACUCCUGCCUGGUUCCAUAUGCGUUAUAAGCAAGGCAAGGCAUAUACUCCCGAGGCGUACAAGAACGACGAGGAGUAUUUCAAGGAUGUGGCCAAGGUCUACCAGGAUGAGCUUGAUCAGCUUUACAAGGCUGGUCUGCGAAAUGUUCAAUUUGAUGACCCUGGAAUGGCUUACUUUUGCAGCCAGAAGUUCCGUGAUGGCUGGGCUGCUGACUCUGAUAACAUUGGCACCGUCGAUGAUCUUCUAGAUGCUUAUAUCAAGCUCUACAACGACAGUCUCUCCAAGAUCCCUUCAGACAUGCACACAGGUAUUCAUCUCUGCCGUGGCAACUUCAUCGGCGGCCGUCACUUCGCCGAAGGUAAAUACGACAUCAUCGCUGAAAAGCUUUUCCGCAACCUCAACGUAAACACAUUCUACCUUGAAUACGAUACCGAGCGUGCUGGUGGUUUUGAACCUCUUCAGUUCCUCCCUAAGGACAAGAAUGUUGUUGUUGGCGUUAUCAGCACCAAGUUGCCUCAGCUGGAGGAUAAGGAGGAGAUGAAGAAGCGUGUCCUGAGUGCAGCGGAUUGGGUGGCAAAGGGAACUGGCGAGAGCCAGAAAGAAGCGCUGCAGAGAAUCGCUGUCAGUCCUCAGUGUGGAUUCAGUACUCAUGAGAGCGGAUAUCCCCUCAAUCUCGAGGAAGAAAAGAAGAAGCUUGCAUUGGUUAGAGAGAUCGCCAACGAGAUCUGGGGCGAAGCUUGA